Symphalangus syndactylus (siamang) is the source of this 633-nucleotide messenger RNA. It is a transcript of the gene UBL4B, whose product is annotated as ubiquitin like 4B. NCBI's taxonomy places the organism in Eukaryota, Metazoa, Chordata, Mammalia, Primates, Hylobatidae. The record is from RefSeq and is a predicted model, not a curated record. Gene Ontology annotation, molecular function: protein binding.
UGUGGAUAGGGAGAAGCCAACAUCUCCUGCAGGCAGCUCCCAGAGCAUGGAUCCCUCCUGAUUCCACUGUUAGCCCGAUGUUCCUCACAGUCAAGCUGCUCAUGGGCCAGAGAUGCAGUCUGAAGGUGUCAGGGCAAAAGAGUGUAGCCACGCUGAAGAAACUGGUGUCCAGGCGGCUGAAGGUGCCUGAGGAGCAGCAGCACCUGCUUUUCCGCGGCCAGCUCCUGGAGGACGACAAGCGCCUCUCUGACUACUGCAUUGGGCCCAAUGCCUCUGUCAAUGUCAUCGCGCGGCCCUUGGAGAAGAUGGCACUAAAGGAGGGCCACCAGCCCCAGACCCAGCCCCUGUGGCACCGGCUGGGACCAGUCCUAGCUAAACACUUUGAACCACAGGAUGCCAAGGCCGUGCUGCGGCUGCUGAGGCAGGAGCACGAGGAGCGCCUGCAGAAGAUAAGCCUGGAGCACCUGGAGCAGCUGGCCCAGUACCUCCUGGCAGAGGAGGCGCACAUGGAGCCAGCUGGAGAGAGGGAGCUUGAGGCGAAGUCACAGCCUCAGAGCUCCUGCGACAUGGAGGAGAAGGAGGAGGCAGCCCCUGAUCAGUAAACGGGCCAUCCUACCCAUUUGCAUGCUAAAA